UAUUCACUUCAGAUUAUGAAUUUGAGUAGGAAGCUAUCCAAGGAUGCAGAUCAAGUCAAGAAACAUGCAGAAAAACUCACUACUAUGUUUAAGGAGCAACGGAUAUUCAUUCAGCAGACUCUGAUUCUUCAGAAGAGUAGAAUGGAAGAAUUUAAGUCACUGUGUGAACAGUACUUGGAGAAAUUUCAGAUCCUGAGGGAUUCCAGGGGAGACUCUGUGGCUGAAGAACUGAGACACCUAAUUGCCACCUUGGAAAUAAAACUCCUGAUGGUGAACCACCAGCAAGAGAGUGCUGCUGCUCAACAGUCUCUCCUGGAUCUGUUAUUCUCAUGAUACUCGGAAGAAAC
This is a messenger RNA of Phodopus roborovskii (desert hamster), 347 nucleotides long. Its product is annotated as X-linked lymphocyte-regulated protein 3C-like. Lineage: Eukaryota; Metazoa; Chordata; Mammalia; Rodentia; Cricetidae. Gene Ontology annotation, biological process: meiotic cell cycle; spermatid development. The transcript has 4 exons. The record is from RefSeq and is a predicted model, not a curated record. Gene Ontology annotation, cellular component: synaptonemal complex. The coding region runs from base 16 to 333 and encodes 105 amino acids.